UCUGCUCCUGGUGGUGCGUGGCUUGCCUGCAGACGCUUCUGGGGCCAGAAACAAAAAAGAUUCGGUUCGACGCUGCCAGUUGGUGGCAGCAGCAGCAGGCAGGACACAAUGUCUUCAGUUCGUGUGUGCCGUUAGUUCGAUGCAGAGCGGAAGAGCGACCAAUAUCGAGGCGGCGUGCACCGAGCACCGAGCAACAUAACGGGACUCUGAUUGAUUGAAUAGUUGCCUGAUUGAUCAUCCCGAUAGUUGAACUUUAAUCUAUGAUAAUAUCUGCGUGCUGCAUGCUGCAUGCCGCUUGCUGCACGUCUGUCCAGUCAAUUAGUCAGCGAGCGUGAGGAGCUCUCGUGAGCAGGCAUUUAUCAAAGUCACUUGGAGAACAGAUAGAGCUCGUAAAUCGAAAGAGUGAGGGAGAGAGGUACAGUCAAUUGUCUGUGCUGAUUGUGCUUAAUGAAGUGUCGGAAAUGUCAUGAGCCCAGACAAUACACAAGUGUUUUUUUCGCCAAGACCCUGCGAUGCGAUGCAGAUGCAAUUAACGCCGCAUUCCGAGACGACACCCUGAGCCAGCGAACACUCGGCCAGUGCAGUGCGGAUGCCAGUGAAAUGUAACAGUGCCAGCUCCAGUGCCAGUGAUAGUGACCGUGAAGAUCUAGAAGAUCCAGCGAAAUGAUGUAGAGCCACAGGAUAAGCUCGGACCGAAUCCUGCACAUAUCCCACCCGCGACUCGCACUCCCUCGUGAAGGAAAUGACCCACAAGCUCCAAGCGAGCUACACAGCACUGGCCAUGUCGGACGAUAACCAAACCUGCAGCUACUCGAUGCCCUCGAUCGCAUCCCCCAGCCACCAGCAUCGCCUGCACCGGAAUGUGAACUUCAACGAGGAGCUGCCCGCGACGGCCGUGCGGCGCUUCUCCAAGUCGAUCUUCCAGCGGCCCCGCUCCAUGUCCGUGUGGAGUGACAUAAGUCGCAGCAGUAUGCGUCUGGAUGAAAGAGUUCGUGUGGAGUACUACGUGAAUGAAAACACAUUUAAAGAAAGACUGCAACUCUAUUUCAUUAAGAAUCAGCGUUCAAGCUUACGCAUACGAAUUGCCGAUUUAUUCCUUAAGUUACUGUCGUGUGUUCUGUACAUAAUACGUGUGAUAUUGGAUAAGAAUCCAACAUUUAUAACUUGCUAUGGCUGCGAGGUGGGCAAUAAGACAGAGUUCAUCAUUUCGGCCAAGCUCACGGAGGAGGAGUUCCAAGAGAGUCCGAUCAUCAACUGGGAUGCCAUACUCUGGGUGAACCGGCCCACGGUGCUCUGGGUCCUGCAGCUGCUCCUAGCCAUGGUGUCGCUAACGCAAUCCCUGGUUCUCACAUAUCUAGGCUAUAAGGGCAACAUUUGGCAGCAGAUACUCUCAUUUCACUUUAUACUAGAAUUAGUAACGACAAUACCCUUUGCACUAACGAUCGUUCAUCCUCCACUACGGAAUCUCUUCAUUCCCAUCUUCCUCAACUGCUGGCUGGCCAAGCGCUCGUUGGAGAACAUGUUUAAUGAUCUUCAUCGGGCCAUGCAGAAGUCUCAGUCGGCUCUGUCCCAGCAGCUGACCAUCCUGUCGGCCACGCUUCUGUGUUUGGUGUUUACCAGCGUUUGCGGCAUCCAGCACUUCCAGCGGGCUGGCCAUCGGCACUUGAACCUGUUCCAGAGCACGUACUAUGUGGUUGUGACCUUCUCCACAGUGGGCUACGGCGACUUUGUUCCGGACAUUUGGCCCUCCCAGCUGUACAUGGUCAUCAUGAUUUGUGUCGCCCUCAUUGUGCUGCCCACGCAGUUCGAGCAGUUGGCCUUCACCUGGAUGGAGCGCCAGAAGCUGGGCGGCAGCUACAGCUCGCACCGGGCCCAGAGCGAGAAGCAUGUGGUCGUGUGCUCGACCACCCUACACGCGGACACCAUCAUGGACUUCCUCAACGAGUUCUACGCCCACCCCCUGCUGCAGGACUUCUACGUGGUGCUGCUCAGUCCCAUGGAGCUGGACACGACGAUGCGGAUGAUAUUACAGGUGCCGAUUUGGGCGCAGCGUGUGAUCUAUAUUCAGGGCUCUUGUCUGAAGGACGGCGACCUGGCCCGGGCUCGCAUGAACGAGGCGGAGGCGUGCUUCAUCCUUGCGGCCAGGAACUAUGCGGACAAAACGGCCGCGGACGAGCACACCAUCCUACGCUCCUGGGCGGUGAAGGACUUUGCGCCGAAUGUGCCGCAGUAUGUGCAGAUUUUUAGGCCGGAGCACAAGCUGCAUGUGAAGUUCGCCGAGCAUGUGGUCUGCGAGGACGAGUUCAAGUAUGCGCUGCUGGCCAAUAACUGCACCUGUCCGGGCGCCAGCACCCUGGUCACCCUCCUGCUGCACACCUCGCGCGGACAGGAGGGGCAGCAGUCUCCGGAGGAGUGGCACCGGCUGUACGGCAAGUGUUCAGGAAACGAGAUCUAUCACAUUGUCCUCGGCGACAGUCGAUUCUUCGGGGAGUAUGAGGGCAAGAGCUUCACCUACGCCAGCUUCCACUCGCAUCGCAAAUAUGGCGUGGCCUUGGUGGGGGUGCGGCCGGCCGAGCUGCCUGAGUUCUACGAGGACACAAUACUCCUGAAUCCUGGGCCCAGGCACAUUAUGAAAAAGGAUGACACGUGCUAUUAUAUGAGCAUCACCAAGGAGGAGAACUCGGCGUUCGUCGUUAAUCAAAAUCAAACAUCGGACCCCUCCACAGCCGCCAAGGAUGGGACUGGAGGGGCACCAUCCUCCGCCUCUUCUCAUCAUCCAACAGCUGCAACUGCCAAUAAAACAAUAACCAGAACUACAUCAUCGACUACAACAACAGCAACAACAGUACAAGCAACAACAACAGCAACAAUAAGCACUACUUUCACAUCAUCAACAUUAUUAUCAGCAUCUACUACAACAGCAACAAUAAACGCUGGAUCUGCCCCGUAUGCAGCAGCAGGGGCAGGGGCAGGGGCAGGCGCCUCCAUUGCACCAGUGCCGUCUGUUUGUGUUCGUGUGCCCCAUAGUCCCAGCUACGAGAGUGGCAGCGGCGCCACCGGCACGACCCACUUGCAACCGUAUCCGCAUCCGUAUCCGCAAACGUAUCCGCAUCCGCAAACGCAUCCGCAAAUGCAAACUCCAGACAGUGGAGAGUUUGCAUCACUAUUUGUGCCCUGCGAUAAUCCGACGGCUGUGAUAAUAUCGGACUCCAGGCAGAACCUCAAGGACACGACGGUGACCCAGACGGCGGCCACCACAACCACAAUAACCACAACGACGCUGCCACCACCGCCCAUGACGAUGGGCGGAUCUUCGGGAAUGCCCGGGGUCUCUGGCGGUGUUGGCCACGGAGUGGGCAGCGGCCACAGUCUGGGCACGUCGCUGAGCAUCACACCAGCCACGUUGUCCACGGGGAACCAUCUGGAUGUGCCCUUCGGCAACAAUCCCAACCUGCUCAGUCCGGACGUGCUUAACCAGCGGAGGGGAAGUAGACGUCCCUCGAUCCUGCCCGUGCCCGAUAUGUUCACCUCCUCAUCGUUCACCAUUGCCGGCAACGACGAUGGCGAGGAGGGAGACGAGAGCGACGACGAGAUCGACGAUGAGAUGCCCUGGCGCUCCCCCUCUGAGAAGAUAGCCUGCUUGGGCGGGCACUUUCCCCAAUCGCGCACCUAUUCGCUCAUCAUGAGCUCCUCGGAGGAUUCGUAUCAGCGCAGUUGCAGCUUUUGCAAUGCCACCGCCACCGCCACCGCUACUGCAGCUUCUGCCGUCACUGCUUCUACUGCUGCUGCUGCUGCUGCUCCUGUCAUGCACCAGCCGCCGCCCCUGGGCAGUCUAGGACUCCCUCUCGAAGAGUACUCCACUACGGAGCUACGCAGGCGCGCCAUGAAGAAGAGUUACAGCUGCGACAGCGAGUGUCGCAAUGACCUGGGCCCCAGACAGAGUCUGGGCCUGGGUGGAGGGACUCUGGCCAUGCUGGCGGCUCGAAGGAGGCAGCUGCAACGGUGCUGCUCCUGCAGCUGCUCCACCACAUCCUCCACCACCAGGACUACGACAACAGCAGCAUCAUCAGCAGCAGCAGCAGCCGCAGCAGUGGCGGCAGCAGCAUUUACAUCGAGCAGUUCCGUUGAGACGCGUCGCCUGGCGCGUCCGGUGUGGGCCUCCGACUACUCAGGCAUUGUCAAGGGGUUCCCGCCCGUGUCGCCCUUCAUCGGUGUCAGCCCCACGCUCUGUUUCCUGCUCAAAGAGAAGAAGCCUCUCUGUUGCCUGCAGCUGGCUCAGGUAUGCGAGCACUGCAGCUAUAGGAAUGCCAAGGAGUACCAGUGGCAGAACAAGACGAUCAUUCUGGCCGCCGACUAUGCCUCUAGCGGUAUAUACAACUUCAUCAUUCCGCUGAGAGCUCACUUUCGCUCGAAGACCUCACUCAAUCCCAUUAUCCUGCUGCUGGAGCGACGUCCGGACGUGGCCUUCCUGGACGCCCUCUCCUACUUUCCCCUGGUGUACUGGAUGCUGGGAUCGAUCGACUGCCUUGACGAUCUCCUGCGUGCGGGCAUCACGCUGGCCGAGAGCGUGGUCGUGGUCAACAAGGAGCUGUCGAACUCGGCCGAGGAGGAUUCCCUCUCCGACUGCAACACCAUAGUAGCUGUGCAGAACAUGUUCAAAUUCUUUCCCAGCAUCAAGAGCAUCACUGAGCUGUCGCAGAGCUCAAACAUGCGGUUUAUGCAGUUCCGGGCCCACGACAAGUACGCCCUGCACCUGAGCAAAAUGGAAAAGCGCGAAAAGGAGCGUGGAUCGCACAUCUCGUACAUGUUCCGCCUGCCGUUUGCGGCGGGGGCCGUGUUUAGCGCCUCCAUGCUGGACACGCUGUUGUACCAGGCCUUCGUGAAGGAUUAUGUGAUUACGUUUGUGCGCCUCCUGCUGGGGAUUGACCAGGCCCCGGGCAGCGGUUUCCUGACCUCGAUGCGCAUCACCAAGGAGGACAUGUGGAUACGCACCUACGGCCGGCUCUACCAGAAGCUGUGCUCGACCACCUGCGAGAUACCGAUUGGCAUCUACCGCACCCAGGACACCUCGAAUGCGGACACGUCACAUGUGAGUAACUCGCCGGUCGAUAGAUGGGGACCCUUCUCGGCCUUCGGCAGGCAUUGUGUGCGCUUGCGUCCAUCGUACGACGAGGAGACUGGCACGCCCGACUCCACCAAGGACUCCACGGAAAUGCUGCGCGGGGUCACCUACCGCCCGCCGUCCUCGGCAACAGGUGGGGCCAGCAGCCCCAGCUUUCGGGCCCCGUCGCAGCCGCAGCAGCGCCAGAGGUCGGUCAACUGUCUGGGCGGUUGCUCGGAGCGUAAGGGAUCAUCUUACUCCAUCAAUCUGGCCGACGAGGCCAAGGACAAUCAUGCACAGCAGAUCGAGCGCGCGGAGAUCGCCAACCUGGUUAGGAGUCGCAUGGAGUCCUUGAACCUGCCCACCAACGACUACGAUGACGUGAGCGAGAAGCGGAACCACUUGUCCUAUGUGAUAAUCAACCCGAGCUGUGAUCUCAAGCUGGAGGAGGGCGAUCUCAUCUACUUGGUGCGGCCGUCGCCGUUCUCGGCCCAAAAGACCUUCGAGCGCCACAAUUCGCGUCGCAAGUCGAACAUCUCGUUCUGCUCGAACAUCAACCUGGGCGCCACUUGUGGGCCCCAGAUGCAAAACAUGUCCAACACCGCCGUCGGGGCUGGGUCGCGUCGCGGCUCCGGCAUCGCCGGUUUGAACCCAAUGCAAAUGCAGAGCGUUCAGACUUUGGCCGGGUAUGGAUCAUCCUCGCAGCGCUGUACCCCACCGAUGCAGCAAAUUAAAUCGAAUUCUCUUUCUCUACCCGACAGUCCGACGGUGGUUGGCAAUCAGCGUGGACGGAGUAACUCAUUGCGGAUCGACAACGACAUACUGCUGCGUCGAUCCUCCUCUUUGAGGCAAGGCCUUCCCAGCGUGGGCGUCAGUCAUGGCCGGCGAAAGUCCUCGCUGGAGGAGAUCGGCAUCAGCCAUUUCACGACCCUGAUGCAGGCCACGAAUCACAGCAACCCCAUCAAGAUCUCGCUCAAUGGCAGCAUAGGCAUGGAGAAUCAGAUUUCUCUCCAGGUCACCCCGCCAGAGGAGCCCACACCCAUGCUGGGCGUGCCCUGCAUGAUGGGCGGCGGUGGCGGCGGUGGCAUAAACCCAUCCGGGACUGGAUCCUCAACUAGUGGCAUGCUGGGGGCUGGCUCUUCGCUGGCGAUCAACACGGCUGACCUGGGGCCAGGACCCAGCACCUCAUCGGGGGCCGGUAGCUCCCUGCAGCCCCAGGACUCGCUUGGCCCCCAGUCGUCGCAGGUGUCGUCGCCGCAGCAUCUGCAGGGAACGAUUGUAUGAUACAACCUGAUGUGGGGGCGCCGUCUCCGCUCCUCCAUGUCAAAGAACAAAUGGAUAUAGAACACGGCCGGCACACACAGACACACGCGUAGAGAUAAGUUCUGAGAGUAAAAGUAUUAGGAGAGACCAACCAACCCACCCCCAACGUCUGUGGUGUGCGUCCCAGUCCCUCUCCCUUUUAAGACGAGCCCUGCAUAGGGAAGGGUUUAGCUACGGAUAUAGUGCGAUAGAUUUCCAUAGAGUAGAAACGUCUAUAAGGAACAUGCAUAUAGUAUAGGAAUAAUUACGAGUAUAUGCUUUACAAACAACAAGCAACAAAAGUUGAGGCAAAUUGUGUUUUGGGAACAAGAUAUGUAGUUAAACUAUUGGAUAGAUUGGAUGAUGAUUUAGCUAACUGUACAUAUAUAUCUGAGCCUAGUUCUAAGUACCCGAUUCGUUUCUAGCAUAUCCGAGGAGCAUAGCAAACUAUCAAAUUCUCAAGCCCCUGUAUCUGUGUGUACCCUAGGUAUAUUCCACAUACAUAUAUGCAAGUCCUAUUCGGAUUUUGGUCGGCUUAACUUCCUCCCACAUACAUAUAAUAUACCACAUAUAGAUACUUGUCUAAAGGUGCUAUCAAUGUCAUGUACUAUACACAUACACACGAAACACAUCCCAAGUUUUGUAAAACUCUUUGAAUUGUUUUACACAAUUGUAAAAACAAAGGCAAAUGAAAGAAAAACAAACUAAACAGGAAACGGUUUUCAUAACAUAGUUUGGAACGGGCUUUGGUAUACUCUAAUGCUUUACGAAACCAACCAAAAAACUUAUAUAUACAUAUAGAAGCAAGGAAUUUGUAUAUAUACACUGUAUAUUAGAACCAACCAACAUUCAAGGAAGCAUUAAAAGAGCAAAACUAAAACAACUAUUAGAACUUAAGAAUACCAUACGGAAUACGGAAUACGGAAAACGCAAAACAACAGAAGCUAGGAUCUAGAGCUUAGAGUUAUUCUAUAGUUAAGAGUAGUAUCCACCUAAAUACCUUACAUACAUACCAUACCAUACCUAUAACGCCGACACAUCGAGAGUGUCGGCCACUGUACCAAAUACAAUGAGCUAUACACACACACCCCAGUAGCAUAGUGUUAGGAAACGCAACCCCAACUCAAUUGAAUUUCGAAGAAACGUCCCAAUUAUAGAGCCUCUAUAGGUAGUAGCUAGAUAAAACACACAUCCCCUCACACACUUGAAAAUGUUAGUUAAAGCACAAAAAGCAGUUUUUUAAGGAAAUUUUACUCAACAUUGCCGAUGACGGUGAGGGUGAGGAAGAUGAAAUGCAUUCCAGUGUCUCAAAAGAAAGCCUAGUUAAGCAUAUGCCUGUCACACCAGAUACUUAUUUACAUAGAUCUGUACAAACCAGCAUUCAUAUACCCACUGUAUGUACUUAGGUGAGAAUGUAUCUGUGUAAGGACUAGCACUUAGAUCGAACCGAUGUCUCAAUGUACAAAAGAUAGAUAACUAAUCCGCAUCUGGCAUCUGGCACCUGGCAUUGGCAUCAUUAGAGUUUUAGUGUGGACUAGAAUAUAAACUUGCUGUAAUAUUUAUCGAUGCUCUUUAAGGCAUGCCGAACAGAACUCACAAUAAACUCAAAAUAUAUAGUUGGAAA
Messenger RNA from Drosophila pseudoobscura, 8027 nucleotides. It is a transcript of the gene SLO2, whose product is annotated as slowpoke 2. Gene Ontology annotation, cellular component: plasma membrane. Gene Ontology annotation, molecular function: outward rectifier potassium channel activity; intracellular sodium-activated potassium channel activity. The record is from RefSeq and is a predicted model, not a curated record. Gene Ontology annotation, biological process: potassium ion transmembrane transport. The transcript is spliced from 29 exons. Bases 743 to 6385 code for a protein of 1880 amino acids. NCBI's taxonomy places the organism in Eukaryota, Metazoa, Arthropoda, Insecta, Diptera, Drosophilidae.